Messenger RNA from Physella acuta, 546 nucleotides. Its product is annotated as ficolin-2-like. NCBI's taxonomy places the organism in Eukaryota, Metazoa, Mollusca, Gastropoda, Physidae. The record is from RefSeq and is a predicted model, not a curated record.
AUGUGUGACACAGUGACAGAUGGAGGGGGCUGGACAAUUUUUCAACGUCGUGUCACUGGGAUCGUCGACUUCUACAGAAACUGGACGGAGUACAAGAACGGCUUUGGAGAUUACGGCAUUGGUGAUUUCUAUCUGGGCAAUGAAAACAUUUACUGUCUUAGUUUAAAAUAUUUCUACGAGAUGCGUUUCGAUAUGACUUACAAAGGAAACAACUAUUACGCCCGUUAUUCUACUUUUAGUUUUCUUUCAGAAAGUCAGGGUUAUAAAAUAUCGGUCAGCGGAUAUUCAGGCACAGCUGGGGAUUCAUUUUCCAUUUCAAACAACAACAUGAAGUUCAGCACUUAUGACGUUGAUAAUGAUCGGUUUUCCGGUGGUCACUGUGCUGCCGGUUACCGUGCCGGGUGGUGGUACGCGGCGUGCCACGACACAAAUCUGAACGGCGUUUGGGGCAGUUUGCAGUACGGCACUGGUCUGUUUUGGUACGGGAUUACCACAGACUACGACGGCGUGGAUAGCUGUGAAAUGAAGAUAAGACCGGUGCGCUAG